AUGAACGAAGCAAAUUACACUGAGGUAUCUCAAUUUGUGUUGCUGGGACUUUCUAUAUCUACACCAAUACAGCAUUUCUUCCUUGCUGUCUCUACAGUGUUUUAUGUAACAAUUCUUCUAGGGAACCUCUUUGUUGUGUUUAUAGUAAGCUUUGACCCUCAUUUACAUUCCCCCAUGUACUUCCUUUUAGCCAACCUUUCAUUUAUGGAUUUGUGCUUUUCUACCUUAACAGUUCCUAAGAUGAUUUCUGACCUGUACUCUGGGCACAAUACCAUAUCAUUCCAGGGGUGUGUCAUCCAGAUAUUUGUCCUUCAUGUCCUGGGUGGAUCUGAGAUGGUGCUGCUCAUAGCCAUGGCCUUUGACAGAUAUGUGGCCAUAUGUAAGCCCCUUCACUACCUGACCAUCAUGAACUCACGGAUGUGCGUUCUGCUUCUGUCUAGUGCUUGGGUUUCUGGUCUCAUUCACUCAGUAGCCCAGUUGGCUUUUGUUGUCCAUUUGCCUUUUUGUGGUCCUAACGAGAUAGAUAGCUUUUACUGUGACCUUCCUUGGUUUAUCAAACUUGCCUGCAUAGACAGCUACAGAAUGGAGUUCUUGGUUACUGCCAAUAGUGGGUUAAUUUCCAUAGGCACUUUCUUUUUAUUGAUUAUUUCCUAUAUCUUCAUCCUGGUCACUGUAUGGAAACACUCUUCAGGUGGUUUAUCCAAAGCUGUCUCUACUCUUUCAGCUCAUAUCACUGUGGUGGUUUUGUUCUUUGGACCAUGCGUCUUUGUUUAUAUGUGGCCAUUUCCCUCAGUGUCAGUGGAUAAAUUUCUUGCCAUUUUGGACUUUAUGAUUACACCCAUCCUGAAUCCUGUCAUUUACACAUUGAGAAACAAUGAUAUAAAGAUGACAAUGAAGAGACUGAGUAGUCAUCUCCUGAGUCUGAGGAAGAUCUCCUGA
Molecule: messenger RNA, 939 nt
Organism: Macaca mulatta (Rhesus monkey)
Lineage: Eukaryota; Metazoa; Chordata; Mammalia; Primates; Cercopithecidae
Product: olfactory receptor 4F15-like
Biological process (GO): G protein-coupled receptor signaling pathway
Cellular component (GO): membrane
Molecular function (GO): olfactory receptor activity; G protein-coupled receptor activity
Source: RefSeq, a predicted model, not a curated record